Grammomys surdaster is the source of this 819-nucleotide messenger RNA. RefSeq names its product UL16-binding protein 1-like. The annotation marks the transcript as partial. Gene Ontology annotation, cellular component: external side of plasma membrane. Lineage: Eukaryota; Metazoa; Chordata; Mammalia; Rodentia; Muridae. The record is from RefSeq and is a predicted model, not a curated record. Gene Ontology annotation, biological process: immune response; positive regulation of T cell mediated cytotoxicity; antigen processing and presentation of endogenous peptide antigen via MHC class Ib. The transcript has 5 exons.
UCAGUUUCUGUUGUUAUGUCUCCCUUUACAGUUCUGAUUUUAUUAAUUUGGAUACUAGUCAUAGUCUGCCAUGGAAGGAAGUCAGGACAGGAUCCCAGGCAGGCUUACAUGCUAUUCCACACAGCAUUACCUGUGAUCAAGGAACUUGCUUCCCAGCUGGGGAGGCAUAGCAAGAAUCAUGGAGGCCGAUGCUUAAGCUUCAAGGUUGAAAAGUCUGGACGAUGGAAGAAUGAAGUUAAAGGCCUACUGAACAGACAGACUUUUUUUUCCUACAAAGAUAACAAAUGUCAUGCCAUUGAUGAUUUGGGGAACAAAAUUAAUGCCACAAAUUUCUGUGAAAAACAGGGUGACACUCUGACACAUGGAGUUGUCACUUUCAAAGUGUUGCUGUUUGAAAUAAUGGAGACUGAGACAAUCGCAGAGCCCCUUAUUCUGCAGGCCGACAUGUGUUGCCACUAUGAAAGAGACAAUCGUUUCAGUGGAUCCUGGAACGUUAGCUUCAAUGGAAGGAACAUGUUCCAUGUUGACACGAGCACUGACAACUGGACUAAAUUGGAUCCUAGACACAGGGAGAUCAUAAAGAUGUGGAGGAAAAACAAGGAUACAGCUUCCUUCUUAACCAAGAGUACACAGGGGGACUGCAGGACCUGGCUUGACGAGCUCAUGAUGCACUGGAAAGAACAUCCAGAGCCUACAGCCUUGCCAAGCACUGCUGCAGAUGUGGACCAGCCUCCAUCCAGGGCAUGCAUGCACAAGGCCUCUAUCCUGCUGAUAAUGUUCAGCUGCUUCCUCCUGUACAUUUCUAUGGAGAAUCCUUGA